GGGGCGGGGCCAGCUUUGGUGCUCAUUGAAUCGGGUCCCCCUCAGCUGGCUUUUUGCCGCAGCCUCCCUCCAGAUCCGGCUCGCUGGCUCUUCCUGAGCCUUGGAGAUGGGCCGGUGACCUCCUCCCAGGAGAGGUGAGUGAGGAAGAAGAAACUGGAUGGCUUCCAAUGUGAACCUGAAUCUGGCUAAAGAAAAAUUGUUGGAAGAUGGAGUUCCACCUGCAAAAAAACCCAGGAAAUUGUUGCCGAGUCUGAAAACGAAAAGGCCGCAGGAGCUGGUGCUGGUGAUCGGGACGGGCAUCAGUGCGGCGGUGGCUCCUCAGGUGCCAGCCUUGAAGUCUUGGAAAGGGCUCAUCCAGGCCCUUCUUGAUGCUGCCGUUGACUUCGACCUUCUCGAAGACGAGGAGCGGAGGAAAUUUCAGAAGUGUCUCCGUGACGAUAAGAACCUUAUCCACGUGGCUCAUGACCUUAUCCAGAAACUGUCGCCACGCACAAGCAAUGUCCGCUCUACCUUCCUCAAAGACUGCUUGUACGAAGUCUUUGAUGACCUGGAGUCCAAAAUGGAAGACACCGGGAAGCAGCUGCUUCGGUCAGUGCUCCACUUGAUGGAGAAGGGGGCUCUCGUCCUGACCACCAACUUCGACAACCUGCUGGAGAUUUAUGCCGCGGACCAAGGGAAGCGGCUUGAAUCGCUUGACCUUACAGACGAGAAGAAGGUCUUGGAGUGGGCCCAGGAGAAGAGGAAGCUUAGUGUCCUCCAUAUACACGGCGUGUACACAAAUCCCAGUGGCAUCGUGCUCCAUCCAGCUGGCUACCAGAAUGUGCUCCGCAACACAGAAGUCAUGCGGGAGAUCCAGAAACUAUAUGAAGCCAAAUCUUUCUUGUUCCUGGGCUGUGGCUGGACUGUGGAUGAUACCACCUUCCAAGCCCUCUUCCUCGAAGCCGUGAAGCACAAGUCCGACCUGGAGCAUUUCAUGCUCGUGCGCCGCGGAGAUGUGGACGAGUUCAAGAAGCUCCGGGAAAACAUGCUGGACAAAGGGAUCAAAGUGAUCUCAUAUGGGGACGAAUACACAGACUUGCCAGAGUAUUUUGAGAGACUCACAAAUGAGAUUUCCAACCGGUGUCAUGCAGGUCUACCCCAGGAGGGACAAUUAAAUGGCACUGAUUUGGCGCACACCGAAAUCAAAGGUACAGAGCUCACUUAAUGCUCAGAAGCCCCUAAGCUCAGCUGGAAAGACAAGUCUUGUUAAGCUGUGAGUUGCCAUCCACAUGGACCUUCGUAAAGGCUCAAGACUCAACAGGAUGUCUCUUGGAAAACAGGGAAGUUGCGUAAAAAAGAAAGUCGCAGAUGCAUCUUUUCAAAACACGUCACAUUUCAGGGGCCAUUGCCCAUCUGAUGCCAGCAGAGGUUGAAACGCGGUAGUAACAAUUCCAGUUACUUCUUACUCCGAAUUGAUGAAGACUGAUUUGAAGUCUGCCUUUCUUCAAGAUGAAGGUAUUUUUUUAAAGGGAAUAUCCUUGGGCAUAGGUAAAGCACUUGGUCAAGCAUAAAGGAAGGAAGUCAUUUGCAGCUAAUGUCAGCUUUUCUUUAU
Anolis sagrei ordinatus is the source of this 1591-nucleotide messenger RNA. It is a transcript of the gene SIRAL1, whose product is annotated as family with sequence similarity 118 member B. NCBI's taxonomy places the organism in Eukaryota, Metazoa, Chordata, Lepidosauria, Squamata, Anolidae. The record is from RefSeq and is a predicted model, not a curated record.